AUGAUCUCGCCCGCGAUGUGGCGUUCGGCGGCGCGGCGGUCGGCGCAGGUCCGGCGCCUCCUGUCGUCGUCCGCGCCCCCGGCGCCCGCCGGCGCCGCCGUGCCUGGGCCCUGCAUCGUGCACAAGCGCGGCAACGACAUCCUCCACGACCCAUGGUACAACAAGGACACGGCGUUCCCCAUGACGGAGCGCGACCGCCUCGGCCUCCGCGGCCUGCUCCCGCCGCGGGUCAUGUCCUUCGAGCAGCAGUACGAGCGAUUUAUAAACUCGUUCCGGUCGUUGGAGCACAACACGCGCGGCGAACCAGACUCCAUCGUCGCGCUCGCCAAAUGGAGGAUCCUCAACAGGCUGCACGACCGGAACGAGACGUUGUACUACAGGGUGCUAAUUGACAAUAUCAAGGAUUUUGCACCGAUAAUAUACACUCCCACUGUCGGCUUGGUCUGUGAAAAUUACAGUGGUCUGUUCAGACGACCCCGUGGGAUGUAUUUCAGUGCAAAGGAUAAGGGGGAGAUGAUGUCGAUGAUUUACAACUGGCCAGCAGAGAAGGUUGACAUGAUAGUUGUGACUGAUGGGAGUCGCAUUCUAGGCUUAGGUGACCUUGGUGUUCAGGGCAUAGGUAUACCUAUUGGUAAACUGGAUGUUUAUGUUGCAGCUGCUGGUAUUAACCCACAAAAGGUUCUUCCAAUAAUGCUUGACGUGGGCACAAAUAAUCAAAAGCUUUUGGAGGACAAGCUAUAUUUAGGACUGAGGCAACCUCGGCUGGAAGGAGAAGAAUACUUGGCUGUUGUAGAUGAAUUCAUGGAGGCUGUCCAUGCACGUUGGCCUAAAGCAGUUGUUCAGUUCGAAGACUUCCAAAUGAAAUGGGCCUUUGAGACUCUUCAGAGGUAUCGGAACCGAUUUUGCAUGUUCAAUGAUGAUGUACAGGGGACAGCUGGAGUUGCUCUAGCUGGCCUACUUGGUGCUGUUAGAGCACAGGGCCGUACUCUCCAGGAUUUUACGAAUCAAAAGAUCGUCGUUGUGGGAGCUGGAAGUGCUGGGAUAGGUGUGCUUAGCAUGGCUAAACAGGCAAUGUUAAGGAUGCCUGGAAUCCACAGAACUGGGGAAGGGCAUAAUCAAUUCUGGGUUCUGGACAAAGAUGGCCUUAUUACGAAAGCUAGGAAGGAUUUGGAUUCUUCAGUGGCACGUUUUGCCAGAGGUUUUGGUCCUGAUGAGGUCCCUGAUCUCCAUGAGGGGGCUAGUCUUGUUGAAGUGGUCAAGAAAGUUAAGCCUCAUGUGCUUUUAGGACUAUCUGGAGUUGGGGGCAUAUUUAACGAGGAGGUUCUCAAAGCUAUGAAAGAAUCCGAUUCCCCUCGCCCUGCAGUUUUUGCAAUGUCCAACCCUACUACUAAAGCUGAAUGCACUCCUGAUGAUGUAUUCAAGCAUGUUGGUGAGAAUGCGAUAUUUGCUAGUGGAAGCCCUUUUAGUAAUGUUUCUUUAGGAAAUGGUAAAACCGGUUAUGCUAAUCAAGCAAACAACAUGUAUCUAUUUCCUGGGAUUGGUUUAGGUGCCCUUCUCUCAGGUGCCCGGCAUAUUUCAGACGGCAUGCUUCAAGCAGCAGCUGAGUGCCUGGCAUCAUACAUCACAGAUGAUGAAAUUCGGAAAGGAAUCCUCUUUCCUUCAGUCUCCAGUAUUAGGCACAUCACCGCACGUGUCGGCGCUGCAGUCGUCCGUGCUGCUGUUGCUGAAGACCUGGCUGAGGGGUGCUGCGAUGUGGGUCCUAGGGAGCUUGGGAGCAUGUCAGAGUCGGAAGCAGUGGACUACGUCGCUCGGAAGAUGUGGUACCCUAUUUACAGCCCCCUUGUGAGCGACAAAUAA
This is a messenger RNA of Miscanthus lutarioriparius, 1857 nucleotides long. The record is from the annotation of a GenBank genome assembly. Lineage: Eukaryota; Viridiplantae; Streptophyta; Magnoliopsida; Poales; Poaceae.